This is a messenger RNA of Anopheles funestus (African malaria mosquito), 2595 nucleotides long. RefSeq lists its product as uncharacterized. The record is from RefSeq and is a predicted model, not a curated record. The transcript has 3 exons. Gene Ontology annotation, biological process: DNA integration. Gene Ontology annotation, molecular function: nucleic acid binding. NCBI's taxonomy places the organism in Eukaryota, Metazoa, Arthropoda, Insecta, Diptera, Culicidae. Bases 1 to 2595 code for a protein of 864 amino acids.
AUGCAGAUUUUCGAACUCAACACCGUCACGUACGGACUUUCGCCAUCAUCAUUCUUAGCUACGCGCACCUUGCUUCAGCUCGCAGAUGAUGAAGGUGCACACUAUUUGAAUGCACAAGCUGCCCUGAAACGAAACUUUUAUGUAGAUGAUUUAAUUGGUGGUGCCAACACGGUAGAAGAUACUUUCCGUCUUCGUCAGGAGCUAUCGGAUCUACUUGCGAAAGGUGGAUUCGAGUUACGCAAGUGGACAUCGAAUCAUCUAGGCGUUCUCAGCGGUUUAAGUGCUGAUCAAAUCGGCACCCUGUCAUCGUUGCAGUUCAUUCCCAAUGAAACGGUGAAAACACUCGGCAUCUCCUGGAAACCAGAAUCUGAUGAGUUGUGCUUUGACUCGAACGUUUGUGUUGAAUCAACAUCCUCAACGAAGCGAUCCAUACUGUCAUGCAUCGCGAAGAUGUAUGACCCGCUUGGACUUAUUGCACCUGUAUUGGUCCGUGCAAAGCUACUGAUGCAAGAAUUAUGGCUGCUGAAAUCCGGCUGGGAUGAUCCCGUUCCCGAGCAGAUCUACAACAAAUGGACAACGAUUAGUGAUGAAUGGCAAUCUUUAUCUACGUAUAAAACUAAUCGUCAUGUUCUUUUACCUAAUUCACAAGUAGAACUCCACACGUUCACCGACGCCUCCGAAGCAGCUUACGGAGCCUGUAUCUACGCGCGUUGCAAGAACGCGGAAGGAGAAAUACGGAUCAGCUUACUGGCGUCGAAGUCCCGAGUAGCACCUCUUAAACGCGUCACACUGCCGAGACUCGAACUCAACGCAGCUGUUUUGGGCGCCCAUCUCCAGCACCGGGUCCAGAAGGCGAUGCAGAUCGAUAGCGUCGAGUCCUUCAUCUGGUCUGAUUCAACUGUAACGCUGAAAUGGAUAGCAUCUCCACCCAAUACAUGGAAGACAUUCGUGGCGAACCGUGUCGCUGAAGUGCAGCGCUAUUCUCAUCCGCGACAUUGGCGACACGUUCCUGGUUCCAGCAACCCUGCCGAUUUGGUCUCUCGCGGCAUGUCGGCAGCGAACUUCCUUAAGAGUCGACAGUGGCACUCCGGCCCGGAUUGGCUAGCUCUUCCUGCAUCGUCAUGGCCCAGCUCGAAUCCUGAUUCCAUCGACGGAGUGGAUCUAGAAAUCCGUCAGAAGGCGCGCACACAACCAUCUUCGAACCACACCGUAGCACCACUAAGCAUCAAGAAGGAAUACUUAGAAGACGCCAAAACUGUGCUUUGCAGACUAGCACAACAAGAUGCCUUCUCUCCCGAAAUCAAGCACAUGAAAAAGGGAGAAGCUUUACUGAAGCAGUCAUCUUUACGUAAACUAAGCCCCUUCAUCGACGAGAAGGGCAUAAUACGAGUGGGAGGACGAUUAAAACUUUCGCAGUUGCCGUACCAAUCGAAACAUCCCGUGGUGCUUCCUAAACAGCAUAAGUUUACACGUCUCGUAGCUUUGCAUCUCGUAGCUGAACAUUACCACGAACAGCUUAUGCAUGCUGGCGGAAGACUUCUACUAUCCCAGAUGAGAGAGCAGUAUUGGCCACUAGACGGACGUCGAUUAGUGAAAGGCAUCGUGCGGAAUUGCUUUCGAUGUAUUCGCCAGGAUCCCGCACUGGCACAGCAACCUAUUGGUCAACUUCCCUCAUCACGCAUUACACCCAGCCGGCCUUUCUCCAUCACGGGAGUGGACUACGCCGGACCGUUCUAUUUAAAGCCUGCGCAUCGCAGAGCCGCAGCGACUAAGAGCUACCUGUGCGUAUUUGUUUGUUUCACCACGAAGGCUGUUCAUCUUGAACUCGUGGGAGACCUCACAACAGCAGGAUUCUUAGCCGCACUACGACGUUUCGCUUCACGACGCGGUCUACCAUCGCACAUCCAUUCCGAUAAUGGUAAAAAUUUUGAAGGAGCCGAACGCGAGCUCAAGGAGCUUUUUGAGAUGUUCAACGACGAGCAGCAGCGGAACGUCAUUACUACUUAUUGUGCGGACAAGGGCAUCGCAUGGCACUUCACCCCCCCGAAAGCUCCAAACUUCGGUGGCUUAUGGGAAGCAGCAGUCAAAACCGCGAAGCGACAUCUCUACCGGCACCUAGGCGGCACGAGGCUGUCCUACGAAGGUUACUGCACCGUGCUUCAACAAAUAGAGGCAGCAAUGAAUUCCAGGCCAUUAUUACCACUCUCCGAUGAUCCCGACGAACUAGCGGCACUAACACCGGCACACUUUUUAAUCGGCACAUCGAUGCAUGCUGUUCCCGAGCCGGACUAUACUCACCUGAAAUCGUGCACCCUGGAUGAUCUUCAGAAGUGGCAGCUGCUAGUGCAACGAUUUUGGAAGCAUUGGGCCACCGAGUAUCUACAAGAAAUGCAAAAGAGUUAUACACGGCCGGGUAGCAACAACAACAACAUACUUACAGGCAGCACGGAUCAUACAUGUCCACCCCGGGGAAGAUCAGAUCGUGCGAGUGGUAACACUGAAGACCGCGAAGGGGAUGAUAACGCGACCGAUCACGAAAGUUUGCAUCUUACCGAUGCCCACCGACAAAGAGGACAACACGUGCUGAUCGGAUAA